Messenger RNA from Miscanthus lutarioriparius, 648 nucleotides. Lineage: Eukaryota; Viridiplantae; Streptophyta; Magnoliopsida; Poales; Poaceae. The record is from the annotation of a GenBank genome assembly.
AUGGCGGCGCCGCCGGCGAGGGCCCGGGCCGACUACGACUACCUUAUCAAGCUGCUCCUCAUUGGGGAUAGCGGUGUUGGCAAGAGUUGCCUCCUGUUGCGGUUCUCUGAUGGUUCCUUCACUACAAGCUUUAUUACCACAAUUGGUAUUGACUUUAAGAUACGAACAAUAGAAUUGGAUGGCAAGCGUAUAAAGCUACAGAUUUGGGAUACAGCCGGCCAAGAACGCUUCCGGACUAUUACCACUGCGUACUACCGAGGAGCUAUGGGCAUCUUGCUGGUUUAUGAUGUCACUGAUGAAUCUUCUUUCAACAACAUCCGAAACUGGAUUCGGAACAUUGAACAGCAUGCCUCUGAUAAUGUCAACAAAAUUUUGGUUGGCAACAAGGCCGAUAUGGACGAAAGCAAGAGGGCUGUACCUACUGCAAAAGGACAAGCACUUGCUGAUGAGUACGGGAUCAAGUUUUUUGAAACAAGUGCCAAGACAAACCUGAAUGUGGAGCAAGUGUUUUUCUCCAUCGCACGUGACAUCAAGCAGAGGCUUGCGGAGACUGAUUCAAAGCCAGAGGACAAGGCAAUCAAAAUCAACAAGCCAGACCAGGGUUCCGAGGCACCAGCUGCCCAGCGAUCUGCCUGCUGCGGCUCAUAA